UGAUCGGCGAUUUCAUUACACGCGAGAACAUAAAUGCAAUCGUUCUGUUCCACUGCGAAGUAUCGGAAUGGGUUUCCUGGCUUCGUGCUUACUCUGGUCCAUUCCUAAGCAUUAUCAUUCCUUCUACAACAUUCUACACCGACCAUCACCGAUUGAUGUUCACGGGCCACCAUCGGUUCGGUUUGAUUGUGGAUCUAAGCUGUUCAUCGGCACACGAUUUGCUACGGUUUUGCUCCGAACGGUCGUACUUCAAUGGAUCAUAUCGGUGGCUUUUGCUGAACAGUGUGGAUACCAAUGACACGUUUUCUUACUUGGAAAGUAUGAAUUUGAACAUUGAUACGCGUCUUUCGUUUAUUGAUCGGAAUUUGAACUCUGAUGAAAGCAGUUUUGUGUGGUACGAGGUUUAUGGUACAAUCCGCAAGCGAGGUGGGAAGAAUCAUAUAAUAAAAAUCGACAAUGUGAGUUCGAAGACAGCAGUCCAGGAGACGGAUCCAAACUUUGGGUUCCGAAAACGAACAUGUCUGAAUGGAGUGGUCCUUCAAGCAGUGGUUGCGACACCCCAGCGAAAGAUCUUUAGAAAAAGUUCACCAAUUGAAGACUAUUUGCUAAAUGUGAACCCUCCAGGAGGUUACACCACCGAUAGAAUGGGAUACCAAAUGAGUGUUUUGUUGAGUGAAUCGCUCAAUUUCAAAAUACAGCUCAUAAACGCGGAUGAAUGGAACUUCAACGCAUUGGAAACGAACUCUACGAAAGGAGUUGUUGGGCAGUUGCAGAGACACUUGGCGGACUUUUCGAUUUCACCACUGGAGCUGACACAAGAGCGAUCAGCCGCUUACGAUGUAACCGUCUCAGUUAUCGCCGACAGAUCAGUGAUCAUCUUUCGUCAUCCGAAGAACAGUUUCACCAGGAACGUGUUCCUGCUUCCUUUGCGGAAUACCGUUUGGAUUGCAGUGCUGAUGACCAUGAUCGUGACGAGUCUAUUUUUGCUAGCCGUCUUGUGCGUUAGGCAUCGAGUGGAUUUCGUUAGUGCAGGUGAAGUCCUGCUGACGGUGCUGGGAUUCCUCAGUCGACAACCAUCGAUCAGUGAAACGAAUCUUGCCUCAGCUCGAAUCAUGGUCAUCGCUGUGAUACUGUUUUGCUUCAUGAUCUACCAGUUCUAUUCGACGUUCAUCAUAAGCUAUCUGCUGGUAUCGCCACCAAAGACUAUUCAGACGUUGGAGGAUUUGCUGUCUAGCAAUCAUCGAUGCUCGAUCGAAGAUUCUAAGUACAAUCGCGACUUUUUCAAUAAAACCAACGAUGUCACUGUGCAGAAGCUAUACAAUCACAAGAUCCUCCCGAACAAGCACGGCUUUACAAACAUCACCACUGGACUAUCGAUGGUUCAACGAGGCGGAUAUGCGUUCCUAAUGGAUUGUUCCUACGGAUAUCCAUUGAUUGGUGACACCUUCAGCGAACAGCAGAUAUGCGAACUCCAAGAGAUUGGCAUGCUCCCCGCAAAACCGUUGUACAUAUCCGUUCCGAAGGGAAGUCCACUGAGGGAAGUUUUCCGGGUAGUACUAAGGCGCAUUACGGAGACGGGACUUGCCGAUUACUACGGCAGGAUAUUCAGAUCCCGGAAACCCCACUGUACGAUGGUUGAUGUGGCAUUUGACCAGGUGAAGCUCGGUGAAAUUGUGAGUUUGUAUUGGUUCCUAGCGGUAGGAGGGGCCCUGGCUUUGGGGAUACUGCUGGUUGAAAUCGUGGAGUUUCGAGUCAGGACGUUCCUCGAGAUGAGGGAUAUCCAGCGGAAGUAUCCCAAGUGGCUUGACUUUGAUCAGCUGUCAACGGAGACGACAAAUUGCAUUCGUUUAGAGUUUGCUGCUACAUAUCAUUUAACAUUUAUAAACGAUUAUGGGUAUCAAGUGCAUUCCACGGUAACUUUCCACUAUGGGCAGCUACGAUUGGUUGAUUCUUCGACAAUUGAUUCCACGCCUCUACAAGAAAUGCAGGGUUUGUUCGUUUUGCUGAUUGUGUGUGGUUUGAGCAGGGCGGCGAUAAACGUUGAUUUGUUCAAAGAUUAUUUGAAGUGGAGAAAUGUGAAAAUUGUUACGGUAUUCCACUGUGUCAAUCAAAAUGAUGUCUUUGACUUGUAUUCAAAGAUGACAACUUCGAGUUCAGAGAAGAUCCAUUUCUCGGAUAUCUCCAACUUCACAGCUGCAAUCUGGAACCACACGCACAUUAUGCGAUAUGACUACCACAAGCUGGGAGCUUCCGUGGAUAUGGGAUGUCCAGAAACUCCGAAGCUUUUCGGAGUAAUGUCCAAGUACGAAUACUUCAAUGCCUCCUACUAUUGGUUGGUGUUUGCAAAUGGGACACUAGACGAGGCGGCUUGCUUGUUGAGUGAGCAGAAUUUGAACGUAGAUGCGAAGGUUACACUGGUGGUUGAUCAAGGAGUUCAACAAGAUGCUUUCGAUGUGUACGACGUUUUCAGUCCUUCAAUAAGAAGAGGAGCUACGUUGAACACUACGCUCAUUGGGACUUGGAGUCGCGAAAUUGGAUUUACCAUCGCAGUGAACCAAAGUGAAUACGAACGACGAGUAGAUCUCAGGGGAAUCUCGCUCAAAUCGGCGGUGACGACUUUGGAUCAGUUACAUCACCAUACUCUGAUGCAGUUUUUGGCAAGCAACGAGACCAAGCGCGAAUACUCUUUUCAUAAACUCGGAUACCAUAUGCUGGCGUUUUUAGUCGAAAAACAUAAUUUUUCGGUCGAAUAUAUCAGGAACAGUAAUUGGGGAUUAAAUAGCACGGAUGGGCGCUCCAGUCAGGGUGUCAUCGGACAGGUGGCCACUAAAAAGGUUGACUUCACCGUCAACGUCUUUAUUCACACAACGGAAAGGAUAGGCCUGACUGAUCACACCGUCAAUGUUGGAUUACCGAGAUGGCUUUUGUUGUUCCGUCAUCCACGGAUCAAUGAAGGUCACUUCUUUUUUCUACAACCAUUUCGUCUAGAUUUAUGGAUCGCAAUUUUAGUAAUCGGUUUUCUGGCCGUUCUGGUCACGUAUUUUUCCUAUAACGAUCCUCGAUCUGAAAACCGUAGCCUAGCAUGGCUCACCGUUUUCGGAUUUCUUUUUCAACAAGGUUGGAAUCUAGUAUGUGCAGAUUGUUAUAUUACUUACAAUAUCUCACUUCUUGUAGGAACAUCAUCGAUAAUAUCGCACAGCUCUACUCGUAUUACGUUGCUCAGCGUUCUCGUGUUCUCCUUCUUGAUCUCUCAGUUUUAUUCCGCUUACAUUGUAGGUUAUCUGCUGAUCGUCCCCCCGAAGACCAUAAGGACACUUAAGAAUCUCCUGGACAGUGAUCUCAAAGUGGUUGUCGAAAAUUUGAGUUAUCAUAAGUAUUAUCUCAAUAAAACCAAAGACCCCAUUGCCGUCGAACUCUACCACAAAAAGAUCCUCAACGGUGAGGACAACUUCUUGAACGUCACCGAAGGAAUUGCACGGGUAAAACGUGGUGGCUACGCAUUCCACUGCGAAACGGCCUACGUGUAUCCUCUCAUUGUGCAAGCCUUCACGGAUACGGAAAUUUGCGAUCUACAGGAAAUGCUGCUUCAUCCGUUACGACCGUUGCACUUUCCGUUGCGAAAGGGCAGCGAGUUCAAGGAAAUGUUCCGCAUCACGCUACGGAAGGCAACCGAGACGGGCAACAUGGCGUACCAGAGGAAAUUCUUCUUUUCCGAUAAACCCAAGUGCUACAAGAACCAGCUGGAAACGGUGUCCGUGGGUUUGGAUCGUUUGCUAACGUUGUUCUACGGGUUGCUCGCUGCGAUGGCGGGAAGUUUUAUCAUUAUGCUGCUGGAGAUGGGACAUUUUAUGGUUGUUAGAAACGUUCGGUAGGUUUUGGAAGGGAAUCUAGGUGUAGAUUGGGUUAAUUAGGAUUGAUUCACUGUACAGCUAUUGUACUUUGUCUGUGCAUUACGUGUAAGAUUAUCUUAUUUCAUUAAUUGUUAGCAUUGAAUUAAACAUAAUGACUGAAUCACAGUGAAGCAGAAGAGAGUACACGACAUCCGUUAAUCAGCAACAGUACCAAUCAGGCAAAACGGUAAAAUAAAUUUUUAUUUAACUAUUCGAAGAAACCGAUCCAAAAUGAAGAGAUUAUCACCUCUCUCGCUUUUCACUUACAUCUUUACACUGUGUUUCAAAGUACACUAAAUUGUAAUAUGAAUAAAAGACUCAUACACAAAAUACAACUUAAAACCUACAUCUGAACAUAGUUCUGUAGCAAUCACCCGAGUCAUAGAACAAAUAUCUGAAACUACUUCUUAGAUGAAUUCCGAAGAAGCAACAUUGUGAAUGUAUGGAAAAUUGAUGAAAUUUUUAGUGAAACUCCAGAUGGAAUCUUUUGAGGAAAACAUUUCGUUGUACAGUUCGUAAAAAUAUAGAAAAAAAUGAACAAAAACAUAGUCUCAAGAGUCUCUGAUAAUGUGAACGUAAACUGAAGAAGUCUCCUGAAGAAUUUCUAUUAGUUUUUCGAAAAUAUUCUGAAAUUUGUUU
Messenger RNA from Aedes albopictus (Asian tiger mosquito), 4529 nucleotides. RefSeq lists its product as uncharacterized. The coding region runs from base 156 to 3872 and encodes 1238 amino acids. Lineage: Eukaryota; Metazoa; Arthropoda; Insecta; Diptera; Culicidae. The transcript has 11 exons. Gene Ontology annotation, cellular component: membrane. Gene Ontology annotation, molecular function: ligand-gated monoatomic ion channel activity. The record is from RefSeq and is a predicted model, not a curated record.